UUAAAGUGUUUCCCUUUGCAGGUGAAGAAUCUUCCCAAAACUUGAGUUUAAAUAAAAAGUAUAGGAACUGCCACGUGAAGUUAGCGAACCAACCAAUUUAUUAUGGAGGUUCCUUUACAAUGGUAAAACAUAUUAUCGUCUUUUUUUCUUGGCCAUUCAUUAGUUUUGCCCGCAACUGAACGGUCAAUAAUGCGUGUUUUUUAACCCAUUUAUUUCAUUAUCGGGUAUCUAAUUCCAUCCGGACAAUGUACCCCCUACGCAGGAAAUGGCAGGCCUAAACCCCUCUCCUGAGGUUGUAGUCCCUCAUAAGAAAAAAACCUUUUUGGCUACUGUUUUGGCGCAAUUGAAAUGAGCCGGUUUCCUAGAGCAUGAUUAAACGCCAUUCCUAGCUGGUUCCAAAUAUUCGCACCACACGUGACAGAAGUGAGUAGGUUUAGCUUUGCUUUUUUGUUGUUGCGUAUGUGUUAUUUAUCGGUAGGCAAAAGGUAGUCAAACCAUCGUCCAUAGAGUGUGCCUGUGCUGUAUCCGAGCAAUCAACAUUCGAUAUCCGAAUCGAAAGCCAACCCUAUUGGGUUGUUGCGUGUGUUUGUUUUGUGCACAACGUCAUGCAAACUCUUUUACAUCAGAACGUAACGAUUCAAGUAGUGGCGCAAGUAUACUAGAAGAGGAAAAGAAAAGUAAAGACGAAGUGAGAGAGAGAGAGCUGGAGGAGAGGGGAGAGGGGGAGAAACGAAGGGGAUUGAGGUGCGCGCGUGAGACCAACCGAAGUUUAAAAUUAGUUCUUGUUUUGCCGUCUAAAUUUACUCAGCAUUCAGAACAGUAAGGGAACAUUCGGCAUAUACACCGCCACGGCCAUUUGGCCGUUUCUGUGUAAUUUCCGUGCCCUGUGUACGCGCCUGUCUUUCUCCCUGUGUGUGUCUGUGUGUGUUUUCAUUCCACUUUCACAACACCACAGCAUCUCGUCAUCCGUAAAACGGGUCCAGUAGUCACGGGUAAAGGUGUCCCCGAUCAACCCAAUCAAAACUUCAACCAAAACGUACGAGCAGCCGAGCUUGUGGCUAGAUCUAGUGUGGCGCGUGUGAGUUCCGCCCUACACACGCAAAAAAGGAAAACCACCUCCCCGCAGCUUUUCGAGGGUUUGGAGGCACACCAAAACGUGUGCCCUGCGUGUGUAUGUGUUUGUGUAGCGCGUUGUUCGAAUUCGCAAUUGCAGCUUGUCACAGGUGUAGUUUUCUUAUUUUCUAAAACGAAAAGAAAGCAAAAAACAAAACAAUAAAGCUGAGAACACUCGCUAAACCGCGUUCCAGGUAGGAAGACAGCGCGUUUCAAUUAAAAAAGAAAAUAAAAGCCAUGAUCCGGCAACGUUCGUCCGUGCGAAGUCGCGGCUCAUCCUCGACCACCAUCAGCGAUCCGCGGGAAAAGGUAAAGGACUGCUGCCGCAAGUUUGUCGCGUUCAUGUGCACCCAGGUUGGGGUCGGUGGUUUGAUCGUUGCGUACGCACUGGUCGGUGCCGCCAGCUUCAUGUCGAUCGAAACGCAGGAACCGAACCCAAUGAUCGAGCACGUCGUCACGCUGCGGCGGAACUGCGCGGCCGAACUGUGGGACGUGACAGAGCAGCUGAACCUGUUCAACAGCUCGAUCUGGCACUACGAGGCAGAUCUGGUGCUGAAGCGCUAUCAGGACGAUUUUGCCGAAGCGAUCCGGCGCGGCUACGAUGGCCGUUCGCCCGAGGAGGUGUGGAACUUCCCGGCAGCGCUCAUGUUCUGUCUGGCGGUGUUUACCAUGAUCGGGUACGGCAAUAUGGUGCCGCGUACGGCAUGGGGCAAAGGUGCAACCGUCAUAUAUGCGACAUUCGGCAUACCGCUCUACAUACUGUACUUCAUGAACAUGGGCAAGGUGCUCGCAUCGACGUUCAAGUGGCUGUACACCUGGUUCCACGAGUGUAGCCACCGGAGCGACGAGGACGGUGGGCUCGCGCUCGAGGAAGGCCCGGGAGGACUAGCACCCCGGAAGCGCAUUAUCGUGCCGACGACUGCCUGUCUGUGGGUGAUCACGAUCUACAUCGCAACCGGUACGAUCAUGUUUGCCGAGUGGGAAAAAUGGACGUAUCUCGAUUCGGCCUACUUCUGCGUGACCAGCCUGUGCAAGAUCGGCAUCGGUGAUCUUGUGCCGGGUGCGAACAUACUAGACUCGCAGAGCGGCAAACCGACCAAGCUGGUGAUCAACUUCGUCUACAUGCUGCUCGGUAUGGGGCUGGUCGCGAUGUGCUACAUACUGAUGCGGGAGGAGGUCCGGAUCAAGAUGCAGGAGAUAAAGGAGGAUACGCGCCUCUGCCUGGAGGAUCUAAGCGCCAAAUUUGCCAAAUGCUGCGGCACCAAGGACUCGCAGUACUAUGACUAAGUGACCAAUUCCAUGUCAUGUUUAAGGAGAAAGAAGGGAGAAGCAGUAGGACGGCCUUCCUAAGCCUGUAAACGCUCAUGUAUUAGUAGUGUAACACUUUAUCAAGAAUUAUCAAUGCGAAAUAAGCAAAAGAAGAAUCCCCCCUCCCUCCACCUUGAUGAGGAGAUGUUUAAGAAGAUUUUUUUUCCAUCAGCAUCAACGUGCACACGUUCAAAAUAAAACCACAAUCAAUCGA
Messenger RNA from Anopheles funestus (African malaria mosquito), 2635 nucleotides. Its product is annotated as TWiK family of potassium channels protein 18. The record is from RefSeq and is a predicted model, not a curated record. NCBI's taxonomy places the organism in Eukaryota, Metazoa, Arthropoda, Insecta, Diptera, Culicidae. Gene Ontology annotation, biological process: stabilization of membrane potential; potassium ion transmembrane transport. The transcript has 2 exons. Gene Ontology annotation, molecular function: potassium ion leak channel activity. Gene Ontology annotation, cellular component: membrane. Bases 1351 to 2400 code for a protein of 349 amino acids.